Messenger RNA from Saccostrea echinata, 507 nucleotides. RefSeq lists its product as uncharacterized. The coding region runs from base 1 to 507 and encodes 168 amino acids. The transcript has a single exon. The record is from RefSeq and is a predicted model, not a curated record. NCBI's taxonomy places the organism in Eukaryota, Metazoa, Mollusca, Bivalvia, Ostreida, Ostreidae.
AUGAAAAACAAACAUAAUGAAACUCUUAAAGCACAAAAGCAAAGAGAUCUAGUUUAUACUGAUUACAGUAAUAGAACUGUGAAUAUUGUGAAGAAUGAGAAAAUAGAAGAGAUGAUCAGACUACAGAACUGGAGACCUAGCGGUGUCUGUAGUAUUUCCUCUGGUGAACUCCCGGUUAUCAUGGAUAGUGAUCAUUACAAAAAAUCAAAAGCUGUCCGUUACUCUGGUUCCACUGAGAAACAAACCAUUCAGUUUGAUGAUAAAGGCAACUCUCUAUAUUCACAAAGUCUUUUAUUCAAACACAUUACGGAGAACAGAAAACUGGGUAUCUGUAUUGCUGGAGCUGUAGUGGUGGUCAAUCAGGCCGGGAAACUGAGAUUCAGGUACACUGAACAUACUCCUGCUCCAAAGAACCAACCAUUUAGUCCACUAGAAAUCACCACAGACAGUCAGAGUCACAUCCUUACAGCUGAUAACAACAAUGCCUGUGUCUACAUCAUAGACUAG